Messenger RNA from Fonsecaea monophora, 1773 nucleotides. RefSeq lists its product as hypothetical. Gene Ontology annotation, biological process: signal transduction. The record is from RefSeq and is a predicted model, not a curated record. The transcript has 2 exons. Lineage: Eukaryota; Fungi; Ascomycota; Eurotiomycetes; Chaetothyriales; Herpotrichiellaceae. The coding region runs from base 1 to 1773 and encodes 590 amino acids.
AUGCCUCACCAGAUGAUGGGAUCACGAUCUAGAUCUUACGCAGGCACAUCGAGCCAACAACAGUCAUCACUGGAACAGACUGUGGGCGAGAUGAAACGACUUCGGUCUACACGCAAUGAACGCGCUCUUUCCACGACGUUCCGAAAGGCCCGUGAAUCCCGAAUCCUCUAUGACGGAGCUGGUGUGCGACCAGGUUCUGAAGGAGCUGAAGGUCACGAUCACCGAAACCCGGGUGGCUUUGAGAUCGUUCAGGAGAAAGAUCUUGAUGGCCGCAUGAAAUCGGAACUUACAUUUAAUAAUCAAGAGGGCCUGACCCUGGAUGAUAUUCCACGGAUUGUUGCCGCAGAGCAGGCAAAAGAACAACGGCCGAACGCUUUCCGUCAUGCAGGCACCAACCUGAUUGGUCACCGGGGCAAUGAACCUCGACUGGUCAAUGGCCAUCAGCGAAACUCAUCUGGUGGUGGUGCUGAUCUCCUGGCUGGUGAACAUCCCCUCAGAACCAAAAGAUACUUCUCGGAACUAUCCGCACUCGAGUAUUUUAUUGUCCGACAUGUGGCAGUCCUUUCGAUGCAGCCGUUGCUGGAUGGGGAAUACACCCUCGAGGAUUUACUGGGUCUGAUCGAGCAGCGAAAGCAGACAUUCUGGGGUAAAGUCAGUCGUGCACUCCGUGGUGAUGCUGGUGUCAAGAAGAAAGGCACUUUUGGCGUCCCCUUGGAGGUACUGGUUGAGCGUGAGGGAGCAGAAUCAACCAACGGAGUCGGACCUGGCGCUCUCACAGUUCCAGCAAUUGUGGAUGACUGUGUAUCAGCCAUGAAACAGAUGGAUAUGUCGGUUGAAGGCGUCUUCCGAAAGAAUGGCAACAUCAAACGCCUCAAAGAGACGGCAGAAGCGAUUGAUGCAAAUCAGACCCCCGACCUCAACCGAGAAAACCCGGUACAGGUUGCCGCACUGCUCAAGAAGUUCCUGAGAGAGAUGCCCGAGCCGUUACUGACAUACAAGUUACAAAAGCUGUUCAUCACUUCUCAAAAGAUAGUGGACGACGAACGCCGAAGGAGGGUUCUGCAUCUCACAUGCUGUCUUAUGCCAAAGAGUCACCGCGAUACUAUGGAAGUGCUAUUCUCAUUCCUGAAAUGGGCAGCCUCUUUCUCUCAAGUUGAUGAGGAGUCUGGCAGCAAAAUGGACAUCCACAACUUGGCUACCGUCAUGGCCCCAAAUAUCUUGUACGCGAAAGAGAAGGCACCAGGCGCGAGGCAGCCUCAAGUGCCUCAGGUUGAUGAAAGCUUCCUCGCCAUUGAAGCCGUCAACACCCUGAUCGAAUAUAAUGAUCUGUUCUGUCAGGUGCCCGAGGAUCUACAGUCCAUCUUGACCGACACGAAUCUUCAUGGCGUAUCUGCAGAACUUACAACUAAGGAGAUAUUGUCCCGAUACGGCCAUAUUGCUAAGGGCCAGGUGCAGAGACAGACAGUUGCGGCACCAGAUGCACCAGUCCGCAGCCCCGUAUCGGCUUCGAAUUCGCUUGGACCUGUCGCCACGAGGGUGGAUGUCGACCCAUACCAGGCCACUGCGUGGCAGAAGCAAAGUUCUGUCAGGCCUGUACAGAACAUGGCUUCAGCGACAUCGACACCGGCACAUGAGUUCAACUUCGGCGUCCCCAACAGCCCCUAUGCUCGAGACCGCGCAGGAAGUGCUGAUAGCAGCGGAAGUCGUGGAGGUGGACCAGGUGGAAGACAAAGCUACCAGCCGAGACCGGGGCAAAUGGGGGUCACAGGUUGA